AUGGCCUCGGUCAAACAGGAAGGCACGAACCAACGACUGGCACACAUUAAAGAAGAGGACUGUGAGUCGGGUGCGCCAGAGGGUGUGUGCGUGAAGGUGGAGGACUGCGAAGAAAGCAUUUCAGUUUUUAAAGAGGAGGAGUGCAAGGAGGAGUCUGCUGAGGUUAAAGUCGAGGACCUGAAAGAUUUCUCAUUUGGCCUUGCACUGCAAAAACGUGAAGCUGGCCCCAUUUUCAAGCGAGAUGUGUGUGAAGAAUCUGUUAACAAUUUGCAGCCCUGGGUCACUAAUACUGGACAACUGGCUACCGUGGAGAUUUCUGUGCAAUUCACUUCAUGCUACUACAGUAGCACAGACGGAGGACAUAAAACUUGUCAACAAGAAGUGAGUAAAUACAUCCAAGUUCAAACUGGAGAAAAACUUUACUGUUGUUUGGAAUGUGGCAAACAAUUCUUACACAAAAGUAGCCUACGUAAGCAUAAGAAGCUUCACACUGGUGAGAAACCUUAUAGUUGUGCUGAAUGUGGCAAAUGUUUCUUAGAGAGAAAUAAUCUUAAUAUCCACAUGACAGUUCAUACCGGAGAAAAACCUUAUUGCUGUCCCGAAUGUGGCAAACGAUUCUCACGAAUUCACAGUCUUCAGAUCCACACAAGAAUCCACACUGGAGAAAAACCUUAUUGCUGUCCCGAAUGUGGCAAACGAUUUUAUGACCGUAGUCGUUUACAGAAGCACACACGAACUCACACUGGAGAGAAACCAUAUGUCUGUUCUGAAUGUGGGAAGAGGCUCUCCAACAGUAGCAGUUUUUGGAAGCACAAGCGCAUUCAUACUGGAGAGAAGCCAUACGUCUGCUCUAAAUGUGGCGAACGCUUUUCCAGCAAUACUGCUCUUUUAAAUCACGCCAAAAUUCAUGCAGGAGAAACACCUGAAUGUGACCAGCAAGUCUUAGCCAGUAAUGACUUUCAUGUUCUUGAAGGAACCCACCCAAAUGAGAAACCUCAUAGCAGUUCUGAGUGUGACAAACAUUUCUCAGACAGCAGCAGUCUGAACAGACACAUGAGGAUUCACACUGGAAAGACUCUCCAUUCUUGUCCAGAAUGUGGGAAAAGAUUCUUAAAAAUACACCUUCUUAAAUGUCAUAUCAGAAUUCAUAAUGGAGAGAAACCUUUUGGCUGUUCCGAGUGUGGCAAACAAUUCUCUCUCAAUAGUAGCUUAAGGACACACAUACGAAUUCAUACAGGAGAGAAGCCAUAUUGCUGCACUCAUUGCGGAAAAAGAUUUUCCAACAGUAGCGGCUUUCGGAAUCACACAAGAACUCAUACUGGAGAGAAGCCGUAUGUCUGUUCUGAAUGUGGAAAAAGCUAUACAAAUAAGACGAGUCUUAAUAUCCAUACCAAAAGUCACACUGGAGAGAAACCGUAUUGCUGUUCAGAAUGUGGAAAAAGCUACAGAAGUAAAAGGAGUCUUUCUAACCAUACCAAAAGUCACACUGGGGAGAAACCUCAUUGUUGUUUGGAAUGUGGCAAGCGAUUCUUACACCUCCCUCAUCUUUAUAACCAUAGAAAAAUUCAUACUGGAGAGAAGCCUCAUUGCUGUUCAGUUUGUGGGAAGAGAUUCUUACAAAGAUCCAACCUUCAACAACAUAUCCAAACUCACACUGGAGAGAAACCUCAUUGUUGUUUGGAAUGUGGCAAGCGAUUUUCAUACCUCCAUAGUCUAUAUAAACAUAGAGGAAUUCAUACCGGAGAGAAGCCUCAUUGUUGUUCAGAAUGCGGGAAGAGAUUCUUAAGAAGAGGCUACCUUCAGCAACAUAUUCGAAUUCAUACUGGAGAGAAACCUUAUUGUUGUUCUGAGUGUGGUAAGCAAUUCUCAAGCAGCAGUAACCUUUAUAGCCAUAAAAGAAUUCAUACUGGUGAGAAACAGCAUGGCUGUUCUGAAUGUGGCAAGCGUUUUUUGAACAACGCCAGUCUUAAUAGCCACAUGAAAAUUCACACUGGAGAGAAACCCUAUGGUUGUUCAGAAUGUGGCAAACGAUUCUCACAAAGAAACAGUCUUCAGAUCCACACAAGACUUCACCACACUGGAGAAAAACCUUUUUCCUGCUCGGAGUGUGGGAAAAGUUUCUGUGACAGCAGGCAUCUUCUGAACCAUGUGCGAAUUCACACUGGGGAGAAGCCAUAUUGCUGUUCUGAAUGUGGAAAAGGGUUCAUGUGGAGAAACAACUUUAGGAGGCAUGCACAGACUCAUACUGGAGAGAAACUGUUUUGCUGUCCUGAAUGUGGGAAAAAAUAUUCUUUCAGUAGCAGCUUAUUGAGGCACAGACGAAUUCAUAGAGGAAACCCCGUUGUAAACAUGGCAGAGAAUUUUUCCACUGACCCUACAAACACAGAAAAAGUGAAAGAAGACAUCACUGCUGUUCCAAAUGAGGAUGAUAAUUCUCAUUUAAAGUAGUUGACAAGUAUGCUGGAAUUCAUAGCAGAGAGAAGGCUUAUGGUGAUGAAUGUGGCAAAUAGUGCUUAGAUGUAAGGUUACCAUUGUGGAGAUACUUUACUGUUGUCUGAAAUAUGGAAAACAAUUCCCACACAGCAGAAGUCUUUAUAAACCUUGAAGAUUUUCUUUUUUUUUUUUAUUUACUGUGAUGAAAUCUUAUUUUUAUCCUGAAUGUGGUAAACGAUUCUUAUGCAACAGAGGCAUUCGUAGCCAUGAACAAAUGCAUACUGGUGGUAAACGCCAUAGUUGUUCUGAAUAUGGCAAGCGACUCUCCUGCAUCAGCUUUCUUUGGAGCACAGAAGAGUUCCCACUGGAAUGUGAAGACAUAAAAAAUAAAAAAGUACCAAAAAAUACAGUUGAAGGUAUGCCAGGUGUGGGACAAACCAACAAACUCAGGGGUCCAUAGAACUAAUGAAACAAGAACUUCUAGGCCCGUCUUAACAUCCUACCAAUCUGUUUAACCCCACAUGAAUUACAAUAGGAAGUUUUGUUAGGAAUCACACAGUGACUACACUAAGCCAUUACUGUAAAUCUGACAGCAGUACAGCAUCAUGUCAAGACCAAAGGGUGCAGUUCACUCCUGUUUGAUGAUAAGCCGUUGGGAGACGUUAACCCCUCAGAGAAACCAUACUGGUGUUGUGAAAGCGGCAAGCAGUUUGAAGGACAAGUAGCUGCUUCAGACUCCGAACAAUGUACUGCCAUACAGGAACUGGUCUUUGCACCACUGCUCUGCCAUUAAAUAGUGAAUAAUACAGGACAGACUGGCCUUGCCCAUUUAUUUUUUUUUUUUUUCUUCUUUUUUCAUGGUUUGGCACACAAUUCUGGUGUUUAAGAAGCAGCUUGCCAGACCCUCGUAACUUUAUCUCCAGUGUUGGCUCUCACCAUAGGAUCUCAUCGGAUUGUAGUUUCCGGAUUUCAUCUGCUCAAACUGAUCAAUCACAAGCAGACUUACAGCCAGAGAUGUCUCCUUUUCAAGGAACUAAAAACAAUCACCUAAUGAUUAGCAACCUUCAUGGAGUGACAAACCUUUGCAGCAGUUGUUAACCAAAAGACCAGGCUUAUCUGUACUCGGGAAACCCAUUGCAACAUGUCCACUCCCACCUUUAGAGCCCACUGCAAGCACCAGCUCUAUAGGAUCAGUGACCUCAGCCUGGCCGUAACUCUGCUCCAUGGCAGGUCACCAAGUCUUAACAAAGGCCGGAGUGAUCCCUUUUAUUCUAAAGAGUGAGCUAUACUAGACUGUAGCGAGUGAACGGCCAUCAGUGCCAGAGUUAGGUGAGGGUACCACCAGUACAGACCUUAAAGUGAGGUGCGUGAGCAAGAAAUGGACCAGACACAAAGCCACACAUCCAUCUUGAUGAAGAAAGGAGACGACUGAGCAGCGAAUACCCAGCAGAUGUUCAUUUAAUGCCUGAAAAUGAGGUCCGUGGUGUUUGAAACAUCAACUCAAAGGACUCCACCAAAGAGAAAAAGGGCAAGAGCUCCUGAACAAAAGAAGUCAAAGUGCGCUUAACCUCCUUUCAUGGUGCCGGAGAAAGACAACUCCAGUAGGAGAAAAAAGCACAUUGGAGUCGUCACGACCCAAACCAUAAGUACACCCAACUUAGAUUCUGGGAACUCUUAAUUAUAAUUUAGUAGUUAGGAUAAAGCCAGCUCACGACUUCUGGAUAUGUGGUAAACACUGGAACUGAACAGUGAUAACCCCUUCUGAGGGAUCCAUUCAUGACGCUUAGAAGCUUCUUUCCCUAAAUUGAGUGGGAAAUUUCAGAGUCGCGUCUCACUCACACACACACACUGAGGACCCGAGUGAGGGGUAACCCAGCAUAAACCAGGAGUGCGCAAAGCAGAGUGCAGACGCUAGAAAUGUGAUAUGCUAGCUAAAGAACUAAUCCCUCAGUGACCACAUUAAGUGCAGGAUCAGAAUUCAUAAGUUGGGUGCCUUUUCCAAAUGGAGAGAAACUAAGCUAACAUGUUUUGUAUUGUUUAUUACUGUCCUUUGUCUGUACAAACAUAUAGCAAUAAUCUAUUAUGCUUAUGUUAUGAAUAAAAUGCAUUGUUUGGUUUA
This is a messenger RNA of Polypterus senegalus (gray bichir), 4552 nucleotides long. Its product is annotated as oocyte zinc finger protein XlCOF6-like. The record is from RefSeq and is a predicted model, not a curated record. Gene Ontology annotation, biological process: regulation of transcription by RNA polymerase II. Gene Ontology annotation, cellular component: nucleus. The transcript is spliced from 2 exons. Gene Ontology annotation, molecular function: RNA polymerase II transcription regulatory region sequence-specific DNA binding; DNA-binding transcription factor activity, RNA polymerase II-specific. The coding region runs from base 1 to 2448 and encodes 815 amino acids. NCBI's taxonomy places the organism in Eukaryota, Metazoa, Chordata, Cladistia, Polypteriformes, Polypteridae.